AUGGAUGAUGAUACGCAUGAAAUAGAAGAAGCGAACACAUCGACCAACGCCUCCCCCCGACAGAGUUGCCUAACCCCGCGUAGGCAAGCACUAGCCGAUUCCAUGAUGGAAUCGGUCAAAGCAUACGUUUCCAAGCUCAGACCUGGAGAUCCACCCACCAUCUACAAAGUCCCACAAAUAAUCCGGCAAGAAAAAGAGGUUGCCUAUGAGCCUCAGAUCGUGUCAAUCGGCCCAUACCAUAACGGCAAGGAGAAGCUACAAGCCAUGGAAGAGCACAAAUGGCUGUACCUACAUUCGUUCCUCUCCCACAACACCAAAUAUAAGUUGGAGCACUACCUCAAGGCGAUGUCGGAAUGGGAGGAUGAAGCGAGAAGUUGCUACUACGACAAUGUCGACCUGCAGGUGGGCAACGAGUUUGUGAAAAUGAUGGUGCUUGAUGCUUGCUUCAUUGUCGAGCUCCUUCUCAGGUUCCAUCAACUGUUGUUACUUCUCGAGGAACAUUGGGAGGAGUUCGAGGAAAACGAGGAGGGUCUCGGUCUUAUUUCUGCAAUAGAUAAGUUCUUUUUACAUUCAAAUGGCUUCAAAGACCCGGUACUUGAUUCGAUUAGGAUGGUGUUCCUUAUAGCGUUUGAUAUGCUCCUCCUUGAAAAUCAAAUUCCUUUCUUCGUUCUGCAGCGUAUUCUCGAAAUGGCUUAUCCAAAUAAGGAACCACAUUUCCUUGCGGAGAGCGCCCUCCAUCUCUUCGAUCAAAUCAUGACUAGGAAUAAUGAAAUUCAGAUCAAGGAUUCCUAUCAUCAUCUACUCCAUUUAUUCCUCUCGCAUUUGAAACCAACACUAACUCAUAGUAAGGAGGAGCCCAACCUUUCGUGCAGUCCUAAAAUCAAGCUCAAGCCCAACCUUUCGUGCAAUCCUAAAAUCAAAUCCGUCCUCAACAAGUACUUGAAGAAUCUACUCAUCAUCUUCCUCCCAUGUUCAAAUAAGGCCCCGUCGCCUAUUCCUGAACGGGCGAGAUGA
This is a messenger RNA of Magnolia sinica, 1014 nucleotides long. Its product is annotated as UPF0481 protein At3g47200-like. Lineage: Eukaryota; Viridiplantae; Streptophyta; Magnoliopsida; Magnoliales; Magnoliaceae. The coding region runs from base 1 to 1014 and encodes 337 amino acids. The transcript has a single exon. The record is from RefSeq and is a predicted model, not a curated record.